UGUAAUAAAUGUAAGAUGUUCUCAAUUCCGAUUUCUAAUGUUUGGUAAACGAGUAUUGUCUUAAUAUUGUCGAAUCAAUGAUUUUUUUUUAGAUUAAACGCGUUUUAACGGUCCUGUAUACUUUGUUGUCGUUAUAAAAUGGUUGUUCAUAAACUCCCCAUAAAACACUUAAGCGAUGAUCAGCAAAUACAACAAAUGGUGACCCAACAGCCUACCAAUUUUCACAGGUCUUCAAAGCCUGUACCUCUUGUUCGACAAGCUCCAGUAUUUGAUUUGGAAGUGAUUACCAGCGACAAUUUUGUCCCAUGGAAAAGUACGUUCAAUAUGCGCCAAGUAACACUUGCUAAUAUAAUCGAUGUUGCUAAUGGUAACGAUAAAGCUACUACAAAAGCUGCCAAGAUGCGUGCAAAGAAUUUAGUAAACGCUGCAAAAUCUUUGGAUCUGCUACGGCAAAAUUUACAGAACUCAAUCAAUAAGGAUAUUGAUAACGUUAUUAAAAAAUACCUGACCUCAUAUUUUGGCUUGGCUAUUGACAAUGUUAAAAAUAAUUUGGGUUCAAAUUGUGUUACUGAAGAUCAUGUGAGAGAAGUAUGUCGAACAAUGUUAGAUGAGGCAAAGUUAAUGUAUUCAAAUCCACCGUUGUCAGGUAGUAAUUCACCAUUUAAUACUGCACAAACUACAGACAUGUUAAUUGAAUCACGGUUUGCAAAACAACAUUCCAAAAACAGAUCUCUACUGAAACGUAAAGAGCCACCUGUUCAAGAGGCUGAAAACAAUCUUUCUCCUAAAAUUGAACAAACAUCAUCUCAAACACCAUUGGUAAAAUUUCAUAGAUUUCAGUCUACUUGGGACCCAGUGAAAAUUCAUUCUCAAACAUUAUUUGUAUUGGCUACUAGAGCUGCAAACAAGAGAGGAGGUCGUAUGGGCAAUAAACAUCCAGAACUAUUUCAAUAUACUAUUGAUAUGGAAGAUCGUGAUUGGCUUAUGAAACAAAAAAUGUUCGUUUUACCACCACCUACAUCUGUAAAUGCAACUUCAAUACUAUUAUUGGAUGAUGUGCAAUCAAUAUUGAGCACUGUGAAUCAGAAAAAUAAUCCUCAUGAACUCAAAGGUUUUGAAUUACCAGAGUUUAUAUUGAACAAAGUAAGAUCCACUAUGAUUCUCAAUAAACCUCCAGAAAUGCAGUCUCAUCAACAAAUUAUUAUCACUGAAAAUGGCGAAAUUGAAGAACAACCUGUGUGCAGUAUAACUUUGAAUGAAAAUACAAAUUCUUCAAUCACUCAAUCUCAUUCAGAAUCUAGUAGUAUCAUCAUCUCAGGAACAUCAACAACACUUGCUGAAGCAUUAAAUAUGCUCGAAUAUGGUGAAAGAUUACCACAGCACAAUGAAAUUCCACAUUCAUCGCCGAACAAUAAUACAGGAUUGGCAACCACACAUUCCACCCUCACUGCGCUUUUAGCUGCUGAAAACAAUUUCAUGCCUAAUAGCAGUCAAGCUAAUAACACACAGUUUGGAAUGUAAUAUUUGUUCUGUUAAAAAAAAUGCAAUUUUUUUUAGACUUUCAACGUUUAUUCUAGUCUUCUCUAGUCUAGUCAUAUGUUUUAAUUAUUAAAUAUUUUCCCUAAUUAUAUAGUUAUAUAAUAAAUUAAUUUUAUUCUAAUCAACUGUACUAUGCAGAAUUGUGUGAAACUGUAUUAUGUUGUGAUUAUUGUUUCUUAUAUUUUUAGAAUAUUUAGAUAUGUUGUCAUUAUUAUUAUUUAUAUUAUGAUCUUAAUUUAUUUCAUGCAAAAUAGUGUUUUAAUUAUAUUAUAUAAUAUGUAAGUCAGAUAUCCUCUUUAGUGACUAAUAUAAUUCUAUAAUAGUGUUAAAAAGUGAUCAAUAGUGUUGUUUUAAUUAAAGCCAUUGAAAAAUAUGAGAAAUAUUAAAUACUUUGAGAAACACUUGUCUUAAAAAUAUUUAGCAAAUACUCAUAAUACCUAUAGAA
Rhopalosiphum maidis (corn leaf aphid) is the source of this 1984-nucleotide messenger RNA. RefSeq names its product deoxynucleotidyltransferase terminal-interacting protein 1. The record is from RefSeq and is a predicted model, not a curated record. The transcript has 8 exons. Gene Ontology annotation, molecular function: nucleosome binding; DNA binding. Gene Ontology annotation, cellular component: nucleus. The coding region runs from base 139 to 1521 and encodes 460 amino acids. NCBI's taxonomy places the organism in Eukaryota, Metazoa, Arthropoda, Insecta, Hemiptera, Aphididae.